Molecule: messenger RNA, 2303 nt
Organism: Hyaena hyaena (striped hyena)
Lineage: Eukaryota; Metazoa; Chordata; Mammalia; Carnivora; Hyaenidae
Gene: ZNF471
Product: zinc finger protein 471
Exons: 4
Coding region: 1-2271 (756 amino acids)
Biological process (GO): regulation of DNA-templated transcription
Source: RefSeq, a predicted model, not a curated record
AUGACUGUUGAACUAGUCAAAGCCAUAUCCCAGGAUUUGGUGACAUUCAAGGAUGUGGCCAUAGACUUUUCCCAGGAGGAGUGGGAAUGGCUGAACCCUGCUCAGAGGAAUUUGUACAAGAAUAUGAUGUUGGAGAACUAUCGGAACCUGGUAUCACUGGGACUCUGCCUCUCUAAGCCAUAUGUGAUCUCCUCAUUGGAGCAAGGGAGAGAGCCUUGGGAGAUGAAGGAUGAGAUGACAGGAAGCCCAGGUGAGUAUUUGGAGUCUAUAUAUGAGACACACCAAUUACCGCUGAAGCACUUCGUGUAUGAUGAUGUGUUAAUAGAGAGAAUUACAGGCUGUGGACUUGAGUGUUCCACUUUCAGAGAAAACUGGAAAUGUGAAGAUCUUUUUGAGAGGCAGUUGGUAAGUCAAGAGACAUUUAUCAGGCAAGGAGUAAUCACUCAUAACAAAAUCCUCACUGAGGAAAUAGAUCACAAAUGCCACAAAUCUGACAAAUCUGUCCAUCUAGACAAUGUAGAGGAAAAUGUUUAUAACCACAAGUCAGAUAAAAAAAGCUUCUCCCAAGGUUCCAUGGUCGUAAAACACAAGAAAGUGUAUGCAGGAAAGAAACUUUUUAAAUGUAAUGAAUGUGAGAAAACCUUUACCCACAGCUCCUCCCUUACUGUUCAUCAGAGAAUUCAUACUGGUGAAAAACCAUACGAAUGUAAAGAAUGUGGGAAAGCCUUCAACCAGAGCCAGCACCUUGUUCAGCAUCACAGAACACAUACUGGAGAGAAACUCUUUGAAUGUAAAGAAUGUAGGAAAGCCUUCAGCCAAAAUGUGCACCUUGUUCAACAUCAAAGAAUUCAUACUGGAGAAAAACCAUAUAAAUGUAUGGAAUGUAGAAAAGCCUUCAGCCAACCUGCACACCUUGCUCAGCACCAGAGAAUUCAUACUGGGGAGAAGCCCUAUGAAUGUAAGGAAUGUGGGAAAGCCUUCAGUGACGGCUCCUCCUUUGCCCGGCAUCAGAGGUGCCACACUGGCAAAAGACCCUAUGAAUGUAUUGAAUGUGAGAAGGCCUUCCGGCAGAACACCUCCCUCAUUCGUCACUGGAGGUAUUAUCACACCGGGGAGAAACCUUUUGACUGCAUCGACUGUGGGAAGGCCUUCAGUGAUCACAUAGGCCUUAUUCAGCAUAGGAGAAUUCAUACUGGAGAGAAACCCUACAAAUGUAAAGUGUGUGGCAAAACCUUCAGUUAUGGCUCCUCCCUUACCGUCCAUCAGAGAAUUCACACAGGAGAGAAACCUUAUGAGUGUGUCGUCUGUGGGAAAGCCUUCAGUCACCAUGCUUCACUCACACAGCACCAAAGAGUGCAUUCUGGAGAGAAACCGUAUGAGUGCAAGGAAUGUGGGAAAGCUUUUAGACAGAGCAUACACCUUGCUAGUCACUUGAGGAUUCAUACUGGUGAAAAACCCUACGAAUGUAAAGAAUGUGGAAAAGCCUUCAGCAUCAGUUCGCAGCUGGCCACUCAUCUGAGAAUUCAUACUGGAGAGAAGCCUUAUGAAUGUAAGGAAUGUGGCAAAGCUUUCAACCAGAGGGCCCACCUUGCCCAACAUCAUAAAAUUCACACAGGAGAGAAACCUUACGAGUGUAAUGAAUGUGGUAAAGCCUUCAGCCAGACUACCCGCCUUAUUCAACACCAGAGAGUUCACACCGGAGAGAAACCCUACAAAUGUAGUGAAUGUGGGAAGGCUUUUAGUGACAGCUCAUCCCGUUCUCAGCAUCGGAGACUCCAUACUGGCCAAAGGCCCUAUGAAUGUGUUGAAUGUGAGAAGGCAUUUAGAACAAAGUCCUCCCUUAUUUGUCAUCAAAGAUGUCAUACUGGGGAGAAACCUUACGAAUGUGGUGUAUGUGGCAAAGCCUUCAGCCAUCGACAGUCUCUUACUGUUCAUCAGAGAAUUCAUUCUGGAGAGAAACCAUAUGAAUGUCAGGAAUGUGGGAAAACCUUCAGCCAGAUCGGACACCUUAAUCUACACCGAAGAAUUCACACUGGAGAGAGGUCUUACGAAUGUAAGGAAUGUGGGAAGGUCUUCCGACAAAGUGCGCACCUUACUCAUCAUCAGAAAGUUCAUGCCACGGAGCCCUCUCAGGCACCCACCUCUUCCUCACCCCAGAUGUCACCAAGCCCUGGGGAUAUAUCUGCUAGGUAUUUCUGGAAUUCAGCCACUUUCAGUUCUCAUUGCCCUAGUUCCAAACACAAUCAUUUCACGUGGACUAUUCCAAUAUAAAAACAGGCCUUCCAUUCUGUUUUAUUCCCUUC